Messenger RNA from Cololabis saira (Pacific saury), 720 nucleotides. Its product is annotated as CD63 antigen-like. The record is from RefSeq and is a predicted model, not a curated record. NCBI's taxonomy places the organism in Eukaryota, Metazoa, Chordata, Actinopteri, Beloniformes, Belonidae. Bases 1 to 720 code for a protein of 239 amino acids. The transcript is spliced from 7 exons. Gene Ontology annotation, cellular component: membrane.
AUGAGCAGCUGUUGUAGCAUCAAAUGUUGUUUCAUUUUCUUCAAUACAUUGUUCCUGGCAUCCGGCAUCAUCCUAAUCAUAAUCGGAGCACUGCAGUACUCGUCUUAUUCACAAAUCGGAACCAUUAUAGGGCAGGGUUUGUCUGAAGUCGUGAUACUCCUCAUCACUGUGGGUGUCAUCAUAACCGUGGUAUCCCUGCUGGGUCAUUUUGGAGCAUGGAUGAAUAAUCCAUCCAUGCUGUCUUGUUUUGUCCUGCUCCUGAUAGUGAUGAUCAUGUUUGAGAUAGCCAUAGGAGCCGCCUUUUAUGUAUUUCGCAGCAAGAAUCUCCUGCAGACAGCUCUCACUAUCAACUCCAAAGCACAUGAAGUGUUCAAUCAAUACAGCCCGGACAAAAGACACGCAAUCAACAAGAUUCAGGAAAAGUUCCACUGCUGCGGUGCAGAAAGCUCCACUGACUGGUCCAAAAGUGAGGGCUGGGAAAACCAUGACGCCGUGCCAGAUUCCUGCUGCAUCACCAAGACUGCAGGCUGUGGGCUUGUUGUGGACACUAAUAUACAUACGAAGGGAUGCAUCGGUGCUAUCAAGAGCUUUUUGACGAAGAAUUUGUUGUGGAUCGGUGGUGUCUGCAUCGCCCUUGGAGUUACUGAGGUCUUUGGAGUGUUCCUGGGUUUGUGCUUGUGUGUGAAGAUAAAGGGAACGAACUAUGAAAGCUUCAGUUAA